UUUAAUAAAAGUGAAUAUAAAAUUCAUUUGUACUUCAGCGUAGCAGCAUUAAAAAAUGGUAUAAAUUGAUUAACCUGUUAGAGUCGGCUCAGUACCUCGAGAGAACUCCCGUAUUAACUUGAGACAAGGGAGUCAAGAGAACCUAACAAUGGGGACAGGUUGUAUGAGAACUACCUUGAGUUUAUUCUCAUUGAUAGUCAUAAUAAAGUGUUGUUUUGCGAACUUGUCUGCAGUUGGUGACAAUUUUAGGGCGUUGGCCAUGCCUCCGGACGGAGCUGGAGAGAGAGACGCCAUUCGAACAUCAUUCAGAAUUAUCCAUCCAGCCACGAUCAACGCCGAUGGCAGCUUCAAUGAUAUCAACUACGGAGAUAAAAGUGGUCGUAUAAAACAUGGGGAACGUUUAAGUAAACUCAUCCAAGCUUAUUAUCUAAAUAUACCAGUGGAUUACAAGUACAAUUAUUUUUAUCAGAAUUCAACUACUUGGCAGUGGAUCGCAAAAUCUUGGGAGUUCGUAGCCUAUGUCGCUCCUGACGUCACGGACUGGAACUGGUGGACGGCACAAAUCGGUACCCCAAGGUCCUUCUGGCAAGGUCUCUUCCUGUCAAGAGGAAAAAUCAGUGAUACAUUGUACGACGAUAUGAUCAAAAGAUAUUGGACGAAUGCUAAAGUUUGGGACGUUUCAACCAUAGAUGGUAAAAUGUCGGCAUCAAAUUUGGCCAAUAGGGGAUUUCUAGGGUUGUUUGAGACGUUUUAUCAAGGUGAAGGUCGAUUUAGUGACAGACGGAACGCGCUCCUUCAACUUUUGGAGAAGGAAGUAGUAAAUAAAGCUGCAUAUCAAGGAGAGGGUGUAGGAGCUGAUUAUUGUAUCCACGUACAUAACAUACAUGAGGGGGUAUGGGAGGUCCCUUACUACAGUUCACACCUACGAUUGAUGAUCUACAAUGGCGGAUACGGGGCAGAAUAUCUCAAGAGAUUUGCUUUCAUCUACAUUCUUCUUCAGAAAACUCCAUACCAGGUCGAUGAGGUCGUGUUGUCAGAAUUCAUUAAUGUGUUCUUGGAGUGUCAUCAAUAUUUGGUUCGCGGCAAAACAUUUGAGCCGUCCGCUGUCGGACGUAAUAUCGAUGAUAACCAGCGAGUGACUUAUUGGGCGGCUUACGACUCCGUGUACAAAGUCGCAGUAUUGCUGUUGCAACUUGACUUCCGCAGACAAGAAUUAGAAAACGUAAUUACAAGAUAUCAAAACAAUGGUCCAACUAGUGCGUCAAACGCCCUCAUUGGUAACAGGGGAUUAUUCGCCUCAGAUAUGAUGGUCCACCAUAGAUUAGGCUACAUGGCGAGUGUGCGUACCACCGUUGUCAUCAGUGGAAAGGUUCCCCAGGAGGGGAUGGAGAGGGUUGGCGGCAUUCCAAACUUUCCUCAUCACAUAAGCAAUGCCAAAUUUGUUGGCAGUGCCUCGGAUGGAAUGUACGGUGCUUCUGUGAUGGUCUACGAUCGUCCAACCGUCAAUAUAACAAUGAAGAAGUCUUGGUUUUUCUUUGAUGAUGAAGUCGUCUGCUUGGGUAGUGAUAUAGAGCGACGUGAAACCAAUGAGGUGACCGAACUACCGAUUAUCACUACGCUGAAUCAAAUAGUCCAAGAUGGUAACAUUGCGUAUAGCGUAUCAGGAACAUGGCAAACUGUAGGCUCGGACACGUCGUUACAAAUCCCAAAUGCUAAAUGGAUUCAUCACGCCAACAUGGGAUAUGUGUUUCCAAACGGGGCAGAUGCCAGUAUCGAAUCCUAUGCUAGGACAGCAAAUGGUAAAACUCUGGAAGUCGCUACCAUGUGGAUGGAACAUGGUGUUAAACCGUAUGCGUACAUCAUGUACCCAGGUGUAACCAUAGCUCAAACUGAGGAACGCCAGACUUAUCCAUCAGUGUUGAUCUUGCAACAGGACUCAAAUGCCCACACCGUGUACCAGUUAACACUUGAUAUACUCUCGAUGGUUGUAUUCUCCGGUCCAUACUCCUUUGUUCAUCCAAAAUCAUCUUACUCCAUUACAGUUGACAAGGCUUGUAUUGUGAUGAUUCAGCACCUUGGCAACAGUAUGUCAGUUACUGUUUCAUUCCCUACGCAGUUGGCUGCGACGGUCAGCAUUUCAUUAGGUCUGAAUGUAAACGGCGAUGGCGCACAUUACAAUCCAACUGAAAAGAAGUCGGUUGUGAAGUUCUCUUUCUCUGAUGAUUAUCUGGUUGCUGGAAAAAGUCAAACCAAGAAGUACGAGAUUGUCGCAUAA
Owenia fusiformis is the source of this 2275-nucleotide messenger RNA. NCBI's taxonomy places the organism in Eukaryota, Metazoa, Annelida, Polychaeta, Sabellida, Oweniidae. The record is from the annotation of a GenBank genome assembly.